Molecule: messenger RNA, 2025 nt
Organism: Spinacia oleracea (spinach)
Lineage: Eukaryota; Viridiplantae; Streptophyta; Magnoliopsida; Caryophyllales; Amaranthaceae
Product: chaperone protein dnaJ A6, chloroplastic
Exons: 8
Coding region: 312-1649 (445 amino acids)
Biological process (GO): response to heat; protein refolding
Cellular component (GO): cytoplasm; chloroplast thylakoid membrane
Molecular function (GO): heat shock protein binding; ATP binding
Source: RefSeq, a predicted model, not a curated record
AGGCAAAAUUGUAGGUGGCUACUUGUUUCAGUGUUGACUGUUGUUGUGUUAAGUGUUAACAUUCGCGAAAAGAAAACCUCAUUUUUCUCUCAAAUUCUCGACUCUUUCACAACCUCACGCUUCAUAUACUUUCUCUCUCUCUCCUCAUCGCCAACCCCGUCUUUCUUCCUUCCUUCCUCCACUCACUAUCUUUAUCUCUCCUCCGGCGCCCGCCAUACGACGUUGUCGGCCGGCGUGGUUCUGCCAUCGGAGUUCGGUGUUCGUAGUUAAGGGUCCUUGAGCAGUAUUUUUUGUCAGCUUUGGCAAAUUAAAUGGCGAUUUCACCUUGUGGAACCACAUGGGCAUCUCAAUGGGGCGUCCGCCCCCUACUUAUGUCAAGACAUUCUUUGGAGAGUAAAUUUGCAACAUCUCCAAGUUGUGGACCAAGCAAGAUAAGAGCAAUUCAAUCCCUGAGCUCGAGCAUUUUUUCCCCUGAACCUGUGCAUUUGUUAUUUAAUGUGAGUUCAGCUCGAAGUCCAUGCUAUAAAAGGGGUUGCCGUUUCAUUGUUAGGGCUGAGUCUGACUUCUACUCGGUCCUAGGAGUAUCACGAAAUGCCAGCAAAGCAGAAAUAAAAAGCGCUUAUCGGAAGCUUGCAAGGACUAACCAUCCUGAUGUUAACAAAGAACCUGGAGCAGAGCAGAAAUUCAAAGAUAUUAGCAAUGCUUAUGAGGUCUUGUCAGAUGAUGAGAAACGGUCUAUAUAUGACAGAUAUGGGGAGGCUGGACUUAAAGGAGCUGCAAGUGGUGGCCCUGGGGAUUUCACCAACCCCUUUGAUCUAUUCGAGUCUAUAUUUGACCUGGGUGGAAUGGGAGGAAUGGGGGGAAUGGGAGGAAGAGGCGCUAGAAACAGGGCCACAGAAGGGGAAGACCAGGUUUACAAUCUGGUGCUGAACUUUAAAGAAGCCAUUUUCGGCAUUGAGAAGGAUAUUGAUAUUAAUCGUCUAGAAACUUGUGGUACCUGCAAUGGAUCAGGUGCCAAACCUGGUACACAGCCAACUAAAUGCAGCACUUGUGGCGGCCAAGGACAGGUUAUCUCUGCAGCACGUACUCCUCUCGGUGUGUUCCAACAAGUCUCCACUUGCUCUUCCUGUGGUGGGACCGGGGAAAAUUCGACUCCUUGUAAUACCUGUAGUGGUGACGGACGGAUGAGAAAAUCAAAGCGUAUUAGCUUGAAGGUUCCUGCUGGUGUUGAUGCCGGUAGCCGGCUUAGAGUUCGAGGAGAAGGUAACGCUGGAAGGAGAGGUGGGCCCCCUGGAGACCUCUUUGUGGUCAUUGAUGUCAUCCCUGAUCCAGUGUUGAAACGGGACGAUACAAAUAUUCUCUUCUCCUGCAAGAUUUCUUACAUUGAUGCCAUCCUCGGAACAACAACGAAGGUCCCAACUGUGGACGGGACUGUAGAUCUGAAAAUACCGUCUGGCACACAACCUGGGACGACUUUGGUGAUGGCUAAGAAAGGUGUGCCAUUGUUGAACAAGCCCAACAUUAGAGGAGAUCAGUUGGUGAGAGUGCAAGUUGAAAUUCCAAAACGGCUAAGUGAUGACGAAAAGAAGCUUGUUGAGGAACUUGCUAAUCUAAAUAAAACCAAGGCCACCGCCAACAGUAGAAGAUAGCCCAACAGAUAAUUUAGGAAAGGUAUUAUCCUGUGUUGAUGGUGUUUUUGCUUGGUCUAUCUCUUGAAACCCAUAAAUUUCUCCCCUUGCCCCAGUUCUUAUUAGGAAUAGGGUUAUUUCCUGAAGCAGACUUUGUUGUAUGUAUUACACAACUUUUGAAGAAGGGAAACGACUUAGGUAUUAUUUUUCUCAUCUUCGUUAUCGUAUUUGUCACAGCUUGUUGUUUCCAAUUUUUUGAGUUUGCUGGGAAAAUUUGUAAAUCAUUGGUGCAAUUAGCAAUUUAGACACUGGUGUAAGGUUAUUUUUGAGCAAAUAACAGUAGUGAAUGUUUACGAUUUAUACUUGAUUUUGGAAGCGAUUAACAUGUUUUCAUCCA